GUUAAGUAAAGAGAUCGUAACAGAGCCAUCCUUCCCCUUUUUCCUCUCAUCGCCGCCCCUCUCGUUCGUCGACAAGCUCGCCGCAUUUGCUCCGCCGCUCCGCUCUCUCUCCCCACUCCCCUCCCACAGCUCUGCCACUCCUGCUUCCUUCUCUCGCGCCGUUCUCUCCCUCGGCCGGAUAAAUCUCUUGUUCGGCAGAUUGGACGGCACGGUGCCACCCCCCAAAUCCGCUCUGUUUCCAGGGGUUUGUGGAGGUUGUGGAAGAAGCACGGAUGGAGCCCUCGGGGCUCAACCCGCCGGCGAAUCCUGCCAUGAACCAAGAGAAUUGGACCCCGGGCAUGUGGGUGGAGAGUGGCGCUCCAAGCCUUCCCGGAAACCUGCCCCUUUUCCCGCAGGGCGACGGGGCGCCCGCCAUGGGCUGGCCAAAUCUUGCUGCUUCAGCCGUAGCACCCGGGAUCAGCCAUACCACGGCGAUGUUGAAUGCUAUGCGCGGGGGUUCCACUCCGACGAGCGGCCCUGCGGCACAAGAUGCUGGGUCCUCCGUCCGGCCACCCAAUAACCUGCCUGCAGGGUGCACGCAGGUGCCGAUAAGUAUCUUGGUGUUUCAUAGGAGGACAUCCAGGCCCCUGCCGCCGGCACCUCAUACCUCCACUCCAGUUCCUGCCCUGCCCGGUGUCGCACAUGAUUCUGAAGAUGAUGCUUCUAUUCAGUUUGCUCGAAGAGAUUUCUUGUCACUUGGAAGGGAGUCAGAUGUUGCUGCCAUAGAUCCUUCAACAUUAGCAGUUCCAGUUAAUUGCAGUUCUGAACAUCCACCAAUACAUCUUCAGGCAAAUGGUUUAGAUGCAGAAGCACCCAGAAAUGGAAUUCAGCCAGAUGAUAGACAACAAUCAUCAUCAUCAUCAGCAGGUGUAAUUGAUCAGAACAUGCAAACGGGUCAGCAGACACGAGAAAAGCUCAAGACACAAAGUCAACUGAAUGAUCACACAGUUUUGUCAGCAGCAGCUGCAUUCAAGGAAAGCACAGUAACACAGAUAGAGGUUCAGAUUUCAAGUCCUGAAAAAUUUGGGACAUUCCAAAAUGAGGAGGCCCCUGCAAGAAAAGUGAAGCCUCGGAGGAAGAAACACAGGGCGAAGGUAAUACGUGAAGACAAGAAAAUCAAGAAGCAAAAGCCUGCUGUUACAACUCCAGAAGGAAAAUCUAAUCAGAAAGCCAAAAGAAGUUAUGUCCGGAAGAAAAGAAAUCUCAGCUCUAUGGAAAAUUGCUCGGGACCUGUUAGCAACCAAUCAGGGGAAGCAGAAAAUGCUGCUGGAAGCAGAGCUGCAUCAGUCCGAAGAAGGUUGGAGCUCGAAUUUGGUGAACAUGGAGUGUUGGGAGACCGAUCAUCAGCUGCCAACCCAAGUCACCACAUUGAGGAGAAACACAUUCAUGCUAAAAGUUCUUUCUGUUCAACUGCCACUGUAUCAACCGUGCAGGGUGCACAUGGACUGCAUGUGGACAUAGAAAAUUCACCAGGAGGGUUAGCUUUUGGCAUGAGUCGCAAGAUGAACAAACUAUUAGAUGAGUACAUACAUUUGCCAGAGAUGGCAACAAACUGUACACAAGAAGUUCUACCUGUUGCUUCUGGAUGUUUUAGCAGGGAGCCAAGAAGAAAACAAGACAGUGUAGGAAGCACUCAUGGUCUUGAUGCCACAAGGAUUGGGGUUACCAUAACGGAAGGUAACAACAAGGAGUCUAACAGAGCUGGUUUUGCUAUGCAUCACUCAGCUACGUCUGUACCUGAAACAGCAUCCGCAGAAAGUCAGAUGACUAAGGUGUCGAGACUGCAGAAAAGGAAACAUCAACAGUGUAGAGAGAGCGAGUCCUCCCUAGCCGGCUCACGGCAGUCGAUCAUCUUAAGUACUGCUGCUCAGAUGCUAGCAUUUUGUCAAGCUGGUGGGAUAAAAAAGAAGCGAACGGUCCGAGUCCGCAGGACUUCGUAUAUUCCUAUAAUGAAUUUUGAGAUGAAUAGUGCACAAGUAUUGCCACGAUUAUCUCAGUCAUGCCUGGAGGCCCUGAAUGGAAGUCCUGGUUUUAAAUUUUAUACCAAGAAACGUUCACGAAGGGUACGCCGUCAUUACUGCAGAUCAGAGGGAACUUUUCAGUCCCCAAAUAAUGGUAAAAUCUACCAGGAUAUUUAUUGUGAGGCAACAGAAAAAGGCUCACAAAACUCACAAUACACAUCAACUCCAUAUAUGGAUUUCCUUCGAAGAGUUGCAUCAGGGCUGAAAUAUCUUGAUUUGAACACCGAGCCUGUGCAUAUAAAUGAGAUGUAUCCAUCUCUGACCACAUCUGCUAUUGUCCCUUUUGGACAAGCAGGUAGUCUAUCAAAUUCUCUUGUACCAUUUGGUAGUCAGAUGAUCUUUGCAUAUGAGAGGCCAUUGGAUUUAGUCAAGAAGCAACGCCCUCGAGCUAAAGUUGACUUGGAUUUUGAGACAACAAGAGUUUGGAACCUCUUGAUGGGGAAAGCAACUGAUGAGCCUGUAGAUGUGAAUGAUGUUGAGAAAGAGAGAUGGUGGCAACGAGAAAGAGAAGUUUUUCAAGGCCGUGCUAAUUCAUUUGUAGCACGCAUGCGACUAGUUCAAGGCGACAGGCACUUCUCUCCAUGGAAAGGAUCAGUAGUUGACUCCGUAGUAGGGGUUUUCCUCACUCAGAAUGUAUCUGACCAUCUUUCAAGCUCUGCCUAUAUGGCCCUUGUUGCAAGUUUUCCUCCAGGGCCAGUUAAUAGCAAUUGUAAGGAUGAUAUUAUCAGUCAAGACUAUGAAGAAAUAAUUAGCACGAGUGUAGUAGGUGGGAUAAACAUGUCUGACUGUUUUGACAAUGGUGCAAGACCAGAUUUACGAGAGAACUUUGAGGAGCUGUCAACAACCAAUGAGAAGAUACCUGUAGAAACAAAGGAUUGUGCUAGUGCUUAUGAGUUGAUUAAAGGUGAAAAUUAUUCCUUCUUCUCCAAAGAACCAAAUGAAGAUUUUUGCAAGCACCAAGAGACAGAACCAAAUGAAGAUUUUUGCAACCCCAAAGCACAGCAAUUUCCAGAUUUCUCCAUAGAAUUAAUAACAUCAGAAAGAAGCUCACGAGCGAUACAGUUCCAGAAGGACAUGUCAUCUUCUCAAAGUGUUAUAAUUUCGGAAGUUCUUCAAUCCCGAUUAUUUUCGAGUUCUGGUAAAAAAUAUUCACCUAAAAAUUCUGUUGGCAGCAUCGAUGGUGCAGCUUCUCAGCAGCUGGGAAGCAACUUCGAUGGUGAAAAUUCAUUGGCAGGAAAUGAUGCCUCAACCAAGGAACUUGAAUGCCAAAGAAUCAAAACAACAGCAGUAAAUGAUGAUGGUGCAAGUCAGCAUGGAAUUCCCUCUACUUCCAUGAUGAAUUAUCCAUUUAUCUCAGUUGAUCAUCAACAACUAGGUGUGACAAAUGAAUCAUAUGUUUUGCCUACAUCUCCUAAUAGUUCCUCAGGUUCUGCACCAUCGCACUUAAAAAAUGGCAAAAAUGAGAAGAAACUUCCUCUUUCUGGGCCAUUUGAUAAUCAUACAGCACAAACAAAUUAUAGUGAGACUGUUAUCUCAACAGUAAAUGCUCCAAAAACAAGCACAGAUCUUCCAGUUAAUCGGACUAGUUUUGAAGCACCAGAUUUCCACGAGCAUGAAUCACUCUCUGUUACUGGUGGAACGAUAGCAGAAACAGCAAACAGGGUGGAUGAAUCUACUGUCAAAUCUGGUUUUCCUUCAUAUAAUGAAGGACCAGAUAAAGCAGAAGAAGCAGCAAGACCAAAGAAAACAAGAACCACAAGAACAAAAAAUGCUGAAAACUUCGACUGGGAUAAAUUUCGAAGACAAGCUUGUGCUGAUGGCCACAUGAAAGAAAGAAAGUCUGAAAGAAGAGACUCUGUUGAUUGGGAAGCAGUACGGUGUGCAGAUGUACACAGAAUUUCUCAGGCCAUACGGGAACGAGGAAUGAAUAAUGUUUUGGCAGACCGAAUCCAGAAAUUCCUGAAUCGCUUGGUCAGAGAUCAUGGAAGCAUUGAUCUUGAAUGGUUACGAGAUAUCCCCCCUGAGUCAGCAAAGGAUUACUUACUUAGCAUACGUGGACUGGGGCUCAAAAGUGUUGAAUGUGUUCGUCUACUUACGUUACAUCAUCUCGCCUUCCCUGUUGACACCAAUGUUGGCCGCAUAUGUGUAAGACUGGGAUGGGUACCUAUUCAACCCCUUCCUGAAUCUCUGCAGUUACAUCUCCUCGAGCUAUAUCCUGUCUUGGCGACUAUACAAAAGUACCUUUGGCCUCGUCUGUGUAAACUUGAUCAGAAAACACUGUACGAGCUACAUUACCAUAUGAUUACUUUUGGGAAGGUGUUCUGUACCAAAAGCAAGCCAAAUUGCAAUGCUUGUCCAAUGAGAAGUGAAUGUAGGCAUUUCGCAAGUGCCUUCGCAAGUGCACGGCUUGCACUUCCUGCACCUCAGGAGAAAAGCUUGGUGAGGUCGAGCAAUCAGUUCACUUCCCAGAGUGGUGGCAUGCCCACUCCGAACUUAACUGUGCUUCCUCAGCUUGAGGAAAGUAACCAGGGAAAGGAUUUUCGCACUAACAACUCAGAGCCAAUUAUUGAGGAGCCAGCAAGUCCAGCACAGGAAGAAUGUCCAGAAACUUCGGAAGAUGAUAUUGAAGAUUAUGAUCCAGAUACUGGUGAAAUCCCACUAAUCAAGCUUAACUUCGAAGCUUUUGCUCAGAACUUGGAAAAUUGCAUUAAAGAAAGCAAUAUGGAUCUCCAGUCUGAUGAUAUCGCGAAAGCACUUGUUGCUAUUAGCACUGAAACACCUUCAAUUCCUGUCCCUAAACUAAAGAACGUGCGCAGGCUUCGGACGGAACACUAUGUUUACGAAAUUCCAGAUUCACAUUCCCUUGUGCAACAGCUAGGACUUGAUCAACGGGUAACUGGCGACCCAAGCCCUUACCUAUUGACCAUUUGGAUGCAAGAUGACAUAAAUGCAAUGAUCAAGGCCCCCAAACCAUGUUCUGACUUUCCAAUGGAAGGUGGAUUUUGUGAUAAUGAGAAGUGUCAGUAUUGUGUGCUUGAGCGGGAAAACCAAUCUAGAUAUGUCAGAGCCACCAUUCUGAUUCCGUGUCGAACAGCUAUGAAGGGUAGUUUCCCACUGAACGGCACUUAUUUUCAAGUUAAUGAGGUAUUUGCAGACCACAAAUCUAGCCAUGACCCCAUAUACGUUGUAAGGGAGCAGUUAUGGAUGUUGGAAAGACGUAUGGUCUACUUUGGAACUUCGGUACCCUCCAUAUUCAAAGGUCUAACAACUGAAGAAAUACAGCAAUGCUUCUGGAAAGGAUUUGUCUGUGUGCGGGGAUUCGAGAGGGAAACCGGGUCACCAAGGCCACUAUGCCAACAUCUGCACGUCGCAGCAAGCAAAGUGCCGAGAUCACGCAACGCAGCAGCAGCUGCCGCUGGGCAGAACACGGAUUCAUCAAAGGCCUCAGCCUCAUAAGCAUCAUCACACUGCGCAUGGGUCCUAUUAGUUCCUGCCGGACUACAUCCAUUCUUGUAGGAAAUAAACCAUUGGGCGAGAGAAUUAUCAUCCUGGUCUGAGUGUAGACUGUUGCUGCAACUUUUUUUAAAAUCCCUGUGAGCACUAUUGUACCUUGAUUUACUUUCCAAUCAGUGUAUCCGCUUGCGAAGGGGCGUUGGUUAUGUACCAGCCUCUUGCUGCGCCUGUAUAUAUAUACCAUGGUUCCUGUGAAAAACUUGUCUUGCCAGACGACCUUACUUAUAUACCAUGGUUCAUGUAAUACCAUUAUUCCGUAA
Messenger RNA from Hordeum vulgare subsp. vulgare (domesticated barley), 5833 nucleotides. Its product is annotated as protein ROS1C-like. Gene Ontology annotation, biological process: base-excision repair. NCBI's taxonomy places the organism in Eukaryota, Viridiplantae, Streptophyta, Magnoliopsida, Poales, Poaceae. Gene Ontology annotation, molecular function: DNA N-glycosylase activity; DNA demethylase activity; 4 iron, 4 sulfur cluster binding. The record is from RefSeq and is a predicted model, not a curated record. The coding region runs from base 273 to 5516 and encodes 1747 amino acids. The transcript is spliced from 21 exons.